Dermatophagoides pteronyssinus (European house dust mite) is the source of this 1943-nucleotide messenger RNA. RefSeq names its product putative GMC-type oxidoreductase Mb1310. Lineage: Eukaryota; Metazoa; Arthropoda; Arachnida; Sarcoptiformes; Pyroglyphidae. Gene Ontology annotation, molecular function: oxidoreductase activity, acting on CH-OH group of donors; flavin adenine dinucleotide binding. The record is from RefSeq and is a predicted model, not a curated record.
AAGCAUAUAAAUUUUUGCAAAAACCAAAAUAUUUCUUUUUUCAUAUAAAAAAAAUUUAUCAUGGAGCUUGAAAUUCUAUCUGGAAGACAGUCUGUAUUGCAACCUUUACCAACAUUGCCAUCGCUAACUGUACAAUUAUUAACAGUUUCUGUUAUCAUUUUACAGCGAACAAUCCGUCAUAAUUCAAUUAAAACCAGACAGCCAAUUGCUGAUCAAUAUGAUUUUCUUGUUCUCGGUUCUGGAACAGCUGGUUCUAUAAUUGCUGCUAGGCUUACAGAAAAUCCUAAUAUUACUGUGUUAGUGUUGGAAGCCGGUGGACCACAAACAGUUAUAACUGAUACGCCUAGCUGGGCUAGAGAAGAAGUUGGAACCGAAGUAGAUUGGGGCUAUGAAACUACAUCUCAAUUACCAUAUUCGGGCCGUGCUUUUGAUGGUCAUGUUGCGAUACCUCGUGGUUUAGUUGUUGGUGGUUCUCAUAAUCUAAAUUAUCUUGCCUACAGUCGUGGAAAUCGCAGAGAUUAUGAUACUUGGGUCGAAGAAUUCGGUGCGACCGGUUGGAGUUAUCGAGAAGUAUUACCAUAUUUUCUUCGAUCCGAAAACAAUACUGAUCCAAAAAUCAGAGCAAUAAAUCCUGAUUAUCAUUCAACAAAUGGUCCUGUCACUGUGAUGACACCAAAAAAUCCAGAUCCAAUAGUCAAUAUCUUUAAAGAGGAACUAAUAAAACGAGGAAUUCCUAAAGUUGAUCAAAAUGGACCGACACAAUUUGGAAUUAAUUAUUUUCAACAAACCAUAUUUGAAAAUGCAACUCGAUCCACAACAGCAAGUGCCUAUCUUGAAGCUAAUGUUGAAAGGCCUAAUUUACAAAUCCUAACCAAAGCAUUUGUAACUCGAAUCUUGUUUAAUGAAACUCGUGAUAGUGAUGGCAGAAUUACAGCUAUCGGUUUUGAAUAUGAAUAUGAAAAUCAAACACGACAAGUUUAUGCAAAACGAGAAGUCAUACUUUGUGCAGGUGCAAUAAAUACACCACAAUUAUUGAUGUUGUCUGGAGUUGGACCGUCUGAACAUCUAAGUGAAUUUGGAAUCGAAACUCUUGUCAAUUUAUCAGUUGGAUAUAAUCUGAAAGAUCAUAUACUUGUUCAAUUGGAUUAUGAAAUUUUCAAUGAAUCACUUAUUACUUCGGGAAUUGAUUGGACACUUGAAAAUAUGUACAAUAAUUUCGUCAAUUCUGCUGGUCCAUUAUCUCAAUUUCCCAUUGCUUAUAUGUACUUUAAUAGUCAUAUGAAUAAUGAAACUGAUUGGCCUGAUAUUCAAAUUGAUUUUACCGUUAGUCCAUUGGUGAAUGAUCUUGAACAAAUUGUUGCACGAUAUAGCCCCGUUUAUCGUGAUCAAUGGCGAGACUAUUAUCGUCCACAUGUUGGCCAAAGAAAUCGUUUAGGUAUUCUUUGUUUUCUUUAUCGACCACGUUCAAUUGGUCGACUUUAUCUAAACUCAUCCGAUCCUCAUGAUUAUCCAUUGAUUGAUACACGUUAUUUGACUGAACAAUAUGAUGUCGAUGCAAUGAUUGAAGUUAUAUCAACUGCUUUGGAAUUAGCAAGCAUGCCACCAUUUGAUCAAUAUGUACGAUUAUAUCGCCAACCAAUACCUGGUUGUCAGCUUUGUUCUAGUGGUCCAAUCUGGAAAUGUCGAUCAUAUCUGGAAUGUUAUGCGCGAACAAUCACAUCAACAGUUGGACAUCAAGUUGGUACUUGUAAAAUGGGUAAUACAACUGAUUCAGUUGUAGAUCCAAGAUUACGAGUACGUAAUGUUAAUCGUCUUCGUGUUAUUGAUGGCUCGAUCUUUCCACAGAUUACCAACGGUAAUACUAACGCACCAAUCAUGAUGUUUGCUGAAUACGGAUCAGAUAUGAUUCAACAAGAUAAUGGUAUAUAAUUUUAAAUUUUAAA